Molecule: messenger RNA, 297 nt
Organism: Colletotrichum fioriniae
Lineage: Eukaryota; Fungi; Ascomycota; Sordariomycetes; Glomerellales; Glomerellaceae
Source: RefSeq, a predicted model, not a curated record
AUGGUCUGCAAGGUGGAAGGAGUUGAGGUUGUGGAAAUUGAUUGGAGAAUACUUGAUGAGAUGGCCUUCGCCGAAGGCCAGGAGUUUGAGUUGCUCACUACACUCUCCGAAGACGAUGAUCCCAAACAGGAGACCAUGUCUGACUGUCAACCCGAGCCCGCUCAGCUCGUGAACCUCAAUGCUGAUGCGCUCUCUGCCGGCCAAGUCUACUAUCAGAUGUGCCCAGAAUUGCCCACGGGCGGUUCGGUCAGUCCACAGGCGGGCUGCGGCAUUCCCAGUGCAUCCAAUGCUCUUUAG